This is a messenger RNA of Paramacrobiotus metropolitanus, 1393 nucleotides long. RefSeq names its product probable G-protein coupled receptor No18. Gene Ontology annotation, cellular component: membrane. The record is from RefSeq and is a predicted model, not a curated record. Bases 138 to 1256 code for a protein of 372 amino acids. Lineage: Eukaryota; Metazoa; Tardigrada; Eutardigrada; Parachela; Macrobiotidae. The transcript has 3 exons. Gene Ontology annotation, biological process: G protein-coupled receptor signaling pathway. Gene Ontology annotation, molecular function: G protein-coupled receptor activity.
CCAACAGUUACCCCAUUUAAUAACACUAAUUGAGCUGAUGAACCGACACGUUAAUCUUCCACAUUUUAAAGUGUCGGGUUUAUGUAGCGGUUCAAACUUUCUUCUGAUUGCACGUUGACAGUAUUGCCUGCAGCAUAAUGUAUCCCUCGAGAGUAUGGCGAACUAUGGACAGUGUAAAUAUUUCGCAUCCGUUAAUCGACAACGUGACCGUCGAAAACGCAACCGCUGCUUGGAAGUCGGAAGCCAUUUUAUCGUUAAUAGAAACCGUGGCCUGCUUAUUCCUCAACGGACUAGCCUUGCUGGUUUUCGUCAAAGAAGCACACCUGCGUGUGCACUUCAAUAUCUACCUCAUCAAUCUGGCUUUAGCCAAUUUUGUCUACUUUGCCGUGGAAGGCCCGUUGGAUCUCAUUAAUCACACGGUCAGCGUCUGGUAUCUGGGCUGGAACUGGUGCACCGUGUACAUGUACGGAUUAUGGGUAGUGUCGCUCGUGCAGUUUCUGACGCAUCCCCUGAUCGCGUUAAACCGUUUGUGGGCCAUCGCGCUGCCAGUCCACUACCGGCAAAACCAUACCACGCGCACCGCCCUAGUCUGCUGUCUGGGCACGUGGGUAUUGGGGCAUUUGGUCGGAUUGCCAGGGAUCAUUCUGGACGCGGCAUACUACCGGAAGCCGAUUGACGGCCCGGAUGGGUGUGUGGUGAAUCCGGAUGUGCCCGGACAAGCGGCGUGGAUGCUGGUGGUGCAGUUUUUCAGUGUGGCGGCAGAAGCCAUCGUGGUGGGCGUCUUCCCAUUGAUCUGGUGGCUACAGCGGCGGCGUAAGCGGGUCGGGCAUUUCAUGCUCAAGUCCGAGCACCGGCCGGGUGGGGCGCACACGGUGCACACGCAUCUGGAUGUGGAGCACAAAGACCAUUCAUCACAUCAUUCACACCAGUCUCACGAUCGGGCGCGCGCGCGUUCACGCGGCAACUCCGUGGCGCCCAACCUCAUUGAAAAGCGGGAUGUGGCUGCCAGUCGCAAGCACAUGCACGCUUUUCUGCUGCUGACCCUCUUAACCAUCAGCGUCUUCUUGUGCUGGAGUCCCUCCGUCAUCUACUUUACGGCGGUGGCCUUUGCGCCCAACAUAACCAAUCCCAGCAUCGAUUCGUCGGUGACGCUCCUGUACAACUUCCAAGCCGUCAUGGAUCCCAUUCUGUUUACACUCAGCUUGAAAGACCUGCGUCAUGGACUGUACAAGCUGAUCACCUGUGCACGAUGGUGACAAAGUGGUGUGCAGACAAAUGCAUGCGUGGUCUAUGAGAAAUUGUUUUUUAAGUGGCUACAAAAAGUUGUGUAUGCACUGGUAGCCAAAAAGCAGAUGUGCUUGCGUACUUGCGUUUGUUUCGGCUGACUACCGGC